CACUGAAUUCAGCCAUAACUCUUCUCCUUUCUCCUCAAAGCUUUCUCUCUCUAAAUUGUUACUUUCUCUCUCUUCAAAUCUUUGCCCUUUUGAGUGAAUGAUCGUUCUUGAUUUAGUUUCAUCAAAUCCAAGCUUUAUCGAAAAUGGAGACUGUGUGCUGUAUGUGCGGCGAUGUAGGCUUUUCCGACAAACUCUUCCGCUGCAGCAAGUGUCGCCACCGCUUCCAACACCUGUAUUGCAGUAAUUAUUACAGUGAAUUAUCAGAGCCUAUUCAAGUAUGUGAUUGGUGUCAAAGUGAAGGGAAAAAUUCAAAACAUGGUGGUUCUUCAUCAAGAAAAUCCAUGCAGGUAAAUAAUGAUUCAAAAUCAACAGCUUAUUCAGGUAACAAAAACAAGCAACUUGAUCAUGAAGAGGGAUCAGAAAAAGCUGGAAAAAACCCGAGUUCGACGCCUUCUCCCCGGCCUACUACGCGCAAGUACAAGCUUCUCAAGGAUGUAAUCUGCUGAACGAACGAAUUGAAAAGAUCAGCUAGUUGGUUUGAACUCGAAAGUCCUUGUUUAAAAAUGAUAGUUUUUGAGUGUUCAUUUAGUGUGUGUAAUUAAUCGAAAACUCUCACCUUAAGUCGUUUUUCAUGUAGUAUAGUUUUGUGUCCUAUGUUUUUUAGUCACUAGUUGUUACAAAUAAUGAAACUACUAUAAUAAUUGUUAAAAUUACUAAAGUAUUUUAGUUUAUC
Messenger RNA from Olea europaea var. sylvestris, 733 nucleotides. RefSeq lists its product as uncharacterized. The transcript has 2 exons. The coding region runs from base 144 to 506 and encodes 120 amino acids. The record is from RefSeq and is a predicted model, not a curated record. Lineage: Eukaryota; Viridiplantae; Streptophyta; Magnoliopsida; Lamiales; Oleaceae.